This is a messenger RNA of Prorocentrum cordatum, 222 nucleotides long. The record is from the annotation of a GenBank genome assembly. NCBI's taxonomy places the organism in Eukaryota, Dinophyceae, Prorocentrales, Prorocentraceae.
AUGAUAAACCUGAUCCAGUCGGACACCAAAGGCGACAUCGAGGGCAUACCGCCCGAGUUGGAGCCACAUCCACAACAUGAUGAUCUAUGCGAUCGGUCUUGGUUUUCAUGCUUCCUGGGUACACAGUCCAAGCUUGAGGCAAGGACGCGUCGCAGUACAAGCUGGGCUGUGGGCGUCGACCACCGUUGCUCUGGCGCGGUCGGCAACGCCAGCAGCAGUUGA